AAACCAUGGAUCCCGCAGUCACAUGCAAUCCAAUCUGAAGAGUAAAGAACCACCGUCACCGUCGUUACCAAUCACAUCUCGCUUUAUCUCUCUUGAAACCCAGUAAACUUCGAAUCUACCACCCCUUUUAGUUCUUCCAAUUCCAUCUCAACAACAUCCAAUUUUCCAUAACCCAGUUUCAGUUAGUUCUCCAGUACCUCUAAAUUACCUUCUUCUAGACACUCAUUUUCACCGCUACUUAUACAGUUAUACUUGUCAGUUAUCGCAAAACAAACUUAUGCUCCGUUCCCUUAAUCCAAACAUAGCCGAAAACAAACAGUAACAUUAAGUCCCCAAUUAAGUAAAAAAAGGAAAACAACCUCCAUCUUUAGAAGCUAAAAUCCUAACAAUAACAGUUCAUCACAACUCACCUCCAUGAUCAGAAAACCUUCUAAACCUUUAAACUCCAUCCUCCCCCCAUUCUCCAGAUCCAUCCUCAUCAUCCUCUCCAUGGCUUCCCUUCCCUUCCUCUUCUUCCUCCUCUUCCUCUCCCCACCACAACAACCACCACAACCACCACCCUCCCCUGAAAUCCAACAAGCCUGCAAGGCCACCCGCUUCCCUCACCAAUGCCGCUCCUCUCUUUCCGAACCCAACCUCCUCCCUCCUAACCCAACCCCUCUCCAGAUCAUCCAAUCCGCCGUCGCAAUCUCCUCGCAAAACCUCCACACCGCGAGAACAAUGCUGAAAACCAUCGCGGACUCCUCCGCUGGAAACCCCGCCCGCACCACCGCCGCUCACACCUGCCUCCACGUCCUACACUACUCCCAUCACCGCACCUCCCUCGCCGCCGACGCUCUCCCGCGCGGCCGGACAAAGGACGCGCGCGCCUGGAUGAGCGCUGCUCUGGCUUACCAGUACAACUGCUGGUCCGGGCUCAAGUACGUCAACGACACCGCGGUUGUCUCCGAAACUAUGGCGUUUCUGGAUUCCCUCACCGGGCUCUCCAGCAACGCGCUCAGCAUGAUGCUCUCCUAUGACAUAUUCGGGAAUGACACGGCUUCCUGGAGCCCGCCGCGAACAGAGCGCGACGGGCUCUGGGAGGGGGUAGGGUCGGGCGGGGCAGGGUCGCUGCCGCCCGGUGUGCCAGAGGGACUGACGCCGGAUGUUACCGUGUGCAAGGGCGGGGGCCAGGGGUGUUAUGCGACGGUGCAGGAGGCGGUUAAUGUGGCGCCGGAUGACGGGGAAGGGAGGUUUGUGAUUCACAUUAAGGAAGGGGUUUAUGAGGAGAGGGUUAGGGUUCCGUUGAAGAAGAGGAAUGUGGUGUUCUUGGGUGAUGGCAUGGGUAAGACUGUGAUCACGGGCUCUGCAAAUGUGGGGCAGACGGGAAUGACAACCUAUGAAUCAGCCACAGUUGGGGUUCUUGGGGAUGGAUUCAUGGCUAAGGAUCUGACCUUCCAAAACACAGCAGGUCCGAAUGCUCACCAAGCAGUAGCAUUCAGAUCAGACAGUGAUCUUUCUGUCAUUGAAAACUGUGAAUUCAUAGGCAAUCAAGAUACUCUUUAUGCUCAUUCCCUGCGCCAGUUUUAUAAAUCUUGCCGAAUCCUGGGCAAUGUGGACUUCAUCUUUGGAAACUCAGCGUCAAUCUUCCAGGACUGCAAAAUCCUGGUCCGUCCUAGGCAGGCCAGGCCAGAGAAGGGCGAGAACAAUGCCAUUACUGCACAAGGCAGGACAGACCCUGCUCAGUCGACCGGCUUUGUUUUCCAUAACUGCUUGAUUAAUGGUACAGAGGAAUAUAUGGCAUUGUAUUAUAGCAAACCUAAAAAACACAAGAACUAUCUGGGUAGGCCAUGGAAGGAGUAUUCUAGAACAGUUUUCAUUCAUUCAUUCUUGGAAGACCUUAUCACACCACAAGGUUGGAUGCCAUGGACAGGGGAUUUUGCGCUGAACACACUUUACUAUGGGGAAUUCGAGAACUCGGGACCUGGUUCUAAUUUGACUCAGAGGGUGCCCUGGAGUAGUCAGGUCCCGGCUGAGCAUGUGUCUACAUAUUCAGUGCAGAGUUUCAUUCAAGGAAAUGAUUGGAUUCACCAUCUCAGUAAUUAGAAGGCUCAUCUUAUGAAUGCUCCUAGAGUUAUGAAUAUGAGGCGUCAGUAAACAGGGAGUUUUUCCACAUCUUCCUUGUAGCUGUUAACACAAGAAGAUUUCAAUAGCCAUUGGUUGAACUUACAAAUCUUACACCAGUCAUGCUGGCUGAGAUACUCAGAGUUGAUCCUACUCAUUUUAUUGGGCUGAUCCUCCGCUUAAAAGAUCUAUAUUGCGUGGUGGCUGUGUUACAGAAUCAUGACUUGAUCAAGUAAAGAGGAUAUGAAGGGAAAAACCAAGAUUUUGGGACCAAGAUUGGUUGGCCCUCCAUUUCAUGUGUUCACUUUCCAAUCAAUCUCAGCGAAUUCGUGAGCAUUUGUUCCAUUCAUUUAAUGUAUAUGUUGUAUCUGGAAUCUGGAUUACCAAGAUUCUCCUUAUCCUUGUACAAAAUGGAAUGGGUUGA
This is a messenger RNA of Lotus japonicus, 2527 nucleotides long. Its product is annotated as probable pectinesterase/pectinesterase inhibitor 51. The record is from RefSeq and is a predicted model, not a curated record. NCBI's taxonomy places the organism in Eukaryota, Viridiplantae, Streptophyta, Magnoliopsida, Fabales, Fabaceae. Gene Ontology annotation, biological process: cell wall modification. The coding region runs from base 415 to 2085 and encodes 556 amino acids. Gene Ontology annotation, molecular function: pectinesterase activity; pectinesterase inhibitor activity. The transcript has 2 exons.